Molecule: messenger RNA, 1728 nt
Organism: Entamoeba dispar SAW760
Lineage: Eukaryota; Evosea; Mastigamoebida; Endamoebidae
Exons: 1
Coding region: 1-1728 (575 amino acids)
Molecular function (GO): nucleic acid binding
Source: RefSeq, a predicted model, not a curated record
AUGGCUCAUCAAUUAAUUAAAGAAUUCUUGGAAUUACAACCUUCAUUAGAUUAUCCUACUCUUCAUUUAAUUAUUUAUAAUGUCCCUAAAACAUUUGAUAAAUCUCAAUUUUUCUUAUUAUUUCCUUCUAAUAUCAAAAUUACUUCUACUGAUUUUACUUGUCUUCAUCUUCAUUUUGUCAUCAUUCAAUUUAAUUCAGUAACUGAUUCUAUUAUAUGUUUUCAUAAAAUUCAUUCAAAACAAUUUUGUGGAAGGUACUUAUAUGUUCAAUUUGGUUAUCAAGUCAUCUCAAAUUUACCUUUAAAUUAUAUUCGAUUAAAGUAUAUAGCAAACAUUACUUUUGAAUCUGUUCUUCAUUAUUUUAGUUUCUUUGGAAAAGUAAGAGCAAUCACUCAAGAUGGUAAUGAUUAUCUUUGUGAAUAUAACUCUAUUAGUGAAGCAUCUAAUGCUUAUAAUAUUAUUUCCAAUCAUACUAUCACUAAAGAAAUGGAAAAUAUUUUAGGAUUAAACCAACCACAGAAUCUAAUGUGUGAUUGGUAUAUUCCUAUAGAUUUAAAAUACAAACAUCUCAUUAAUCAAACACAAACAAUGGGUAUUAUUCCACAAAAUAUCUUGGCAUUACCAAGUAAUAGUUUGAUGGCAUCAAUUAUUUUGACAUAUUACAAUAAGGAAGAAAAUGAGAAAUUAGAUUUGAUAGGUGUAGAUUGGAGGGAUGAAGAUGAAAAAAAGACUAAAUCAAUGGAAGAAGAAAAUAAAGUAUUGGAAAAUGAGAAUGAAGUUCCUGUGCAAAAAAUACCAGAAGUGAAAGAUGAAGUUCAAAUACCUAAUGAAGUAUUGUCUCAAACAAAACAAAAUCAAUCUCAUGAUACUCUUUUAAAUUAUGGCAAUGAAACUAUUAUUCUUGUAGAUGAAGAUAAACCAAAUACUGAAAUUAUCCUACUAUCAGAUAGUAAAGACCAAAAAGAACACCAUGAAAUACUUGAAAUUAAAGAAGAAAUCAAUCAAACGCAAUCACGUUCUGUUGUUAAUCAAGAAAAGCAAACUUCUCUUAUCACAAAAAAUGAACAAACAAAAGAUGAAUGGGAUUUCGAUCUUGAACUUUCACCACAAGAAAUAAAUCAUUUACAAUCAAAAUCAAUGGUUGAUUAUCAACAACAAUCUUCAAUACAAGAAAAACGUCUUUCUCCAUUUGAUGGUCUUUACCUUUCAAAGUAUGAUUAUCCUGAUAGAAAUUAUAAUGAAUCAAGGAAUAGAAGCAAUUCAAGACAUAGAAAAGAAUCUCGCUAUUAUCAGAAAUCUUAUGAUAGAUGUAACCAAAGACAUUCUCAAUCACAAAAACGUCAAUCUUCUAUUCAAAUUAAACCUAACAAAUCUCUUCCUUCUUCUAAGAAAACUGAAAAGAUAGUUAGUUCAUUUCAUCCUUAUAAACAGACAAAAGAAAGAGUUGAAUAUCCAACUAACACUACUAAUGAAAAGAAAGUAUCCAGAACAUCUUCAUUCUACAGUCAGAAUGGAACAAAUGAAUGCAUAGAUAUUGUUUUUACUCCACAACACCAGAAUCAAUUUGAAAUUAAAAGAAAUCAGAUAUUAAAUGAAAGUAUAAGUCGUAAAGAUGUUAUUGAAAAAGAAAUAACAAAUACUAACACUUCAAAAGAAUCACAGAAAUUAAACAAUAUUUUUAUUCCUCGUUGCAUUCAAGAAGAAUUAGAAAGUUGGACAGCAUUUUAG